AUGACAGAACAGCAACCUAAAACUGUAGAGUCAGAGUCAGCAGCACCUGCUGCUCCUCCUCCUCCUUCACAGGCUCCACCAGCUGAGCCUGAGCCUGUUCCUGAGGCUCCAAAGGAUGUGGCUGAGGAGAAAUCUGUGAUUCCGGUGCCCUCUUCUGAUGACAAGCCUGAUGAGUCCAAGGCUCUUGUCUUGGUUGAGAAGACUCAAGAAGUUACUGAAGUGAAACCAACCGAGGGUUCUGUAAACAGAGAUGCGGUGCUUGCAAGAGUUGCAACUGAGAAGAGGUUGUCACUAAUCAAAGCAUGGGAAGAAAGUGAAAAAUCAAAAGCUGAAAACAAGGCACAUAAAAAGCUUUCAGCCAUUUCGGCAUGGGAAAACAGCAAGAAAGCUUCAGUGGAGGCAGAACUGAAAAAGAUUGAAGAACAAUUGGAGAAGAAAAAAGCAGAAUAUGCAGAAAAAAUAAAGAACAAAAUAGCUACAUUUCACAAGGAAGCUGAAGAGAAAAGAGCAGUAAUUGAGGCAAAGAAAGGGGAGGAUCUUCUAAAGGCAGAGGAGACGGCUGCAAAGUAUAGAGCAACUGGAACAGCUCCAAAGAAACUCCUAGGGUGUUUCUAA
Molecule: messenger RNA, 615 nt
Organism: Sphenostylis stenocarpa
Lineage: Eukaryota; Viridiplantae; Streptophyta; Magnoliopsida; Fabales; Fabaceae
Source: the annotation of a GenBank genome assembly